Molecule: messenger RNA, 2256 nt
Organism: Rhododendron vialii
Lineage: Eukaryota; Viridiplantae; Streptophyta; Magnoliopsida; Ericales; Ericaceae
Product: protein CPR-5
Exons: 6
Coding region: 64-1785 (573 amino acids)
Biological process (GO): defense response; trichome morphogenesis; leaf senescence
Source: RefSeq, a predicted model, not a curated record
UCUUUCUCAGAUAUCAUACUCUCUCUCUCUCUCUCUCUCUCUCUCUCUCUCUCCCAUCCUCCAAUGGACGCCCCUCCACCUUCCCUCGACCCCCUCCACUGCCCCACCCACAAACCGCUCCCACCCGCCGCCGAUUCCACCCAAACCACCUCCAUCCCGCCACCGUCGAAACCCACCUCCACCAAAAACAAAACCAUAGCCAAAAAACUCAAAAACAAGAAAAAGCUCUCUGUAGACGGAUCCGAGGCGCCGUCGUCCUCAACGUCGUCGUAUUGUUCCUCCUCCACCUCCCAUCCGGUGCAGAGAGGUGUUCGGUUACGAAACCCUAGAGUCUUCAUCGGCUCGGCUCGGCAGAAGGAGGGCGAUGUCGAGGCGUUGGCUCUCCCUCUGGGAAUGUCCAUUGCCGCCGUUGUCGCUCAGGUCUUGGAAAGGAAGAAUACUACGGGGGGAGCAAUUGCAGUUGAUCAUCUUUCUGAGAUCUGCACUUUGGCUGUCAGAGAAUCUUUAGCCAAUGUCUUCGGUGACAAGUUUGAUUCGUUUGUGAAGAACUUUGAGAAGUCCUUCCGGAGCACCUUGAUGACUCUUAGAUUAAUUAAUGAGUCUUCUCAAAGUGGCAGAGAACACCAAAGACAUUUAAACAGAGAAAGCAAUUAUUUUUCAGAUCUGACUGCUCAAGUAUCUCGCAACGACGAACAUUGUCUUACAUGCACUUCUGGUGUAAGAUCUUGUCAGCCAGAAACAGUUGGGCCCACUAUCAGUUCCGAGGAGCAUUUUGGCAUUCUAGGAGAGACAGAGCAAAAUACAAGAUCAGGUUUACUAAACCGGGAGCUGGCUUUGAAUGGUGGAGAAAUUAACCAACAGUUGGCUUGUGUUUCAAGUUCCCAGUCUAUGUUUAGUACUUUUGAGAGAUCUGUGAUUGAACGAACUCGUUCUAACGACCUCAAGACGUUUGAGAUUGGUCUCAUCAUGAAAAAAUUGCAGAUGAAAGAGAAACAGCUCAAUCUCCACUCUGAUUUAAAUUUCUUGGAGAGGUGUAAAUUAUCUAUGGGUAUAAAAAGGGCGUCCUUCAAAGCCGAGAAAUUCAAAACUGAAUUAGAAGAAACAAGACAUGCUGAGCUGCUUAAAAAGUGCACAGACUGUCUUGUUGCUGGCUUGCUCAUCAUGUUGGCAUCAAUUGGAUAUGGAACGUAUGUUUAUUCACACAGCAGGAUAACUGAAGCUACUGCAUCCUGUAUGCCUUCCGAGGAAUCCAAUUCAUGGUGGGUCCCAAAGCACGUGUCAUCAUUCAAUUCAGGGCUCAAGUUCGUAUCGUGUUAUCUUCAAGUUUUGAGCCGUGUAAUAUUCGGCUUGUUCAUGAUCUUGGCAAUCGCUUAUUUACUUCUCCUACGGUCGUCCGUUUCAAGUCAAACAAUGCCAGUCACAUUCAUCCUCAUGCUAGGAGUCGCCUGUGGUUUUGCCGGCAAGCUUUGCAUAGAUACAUUGGGAGGGAGUGGAUACCACUGGCUCUUGUAUUGGGAAGUACUAUGCCUUUUGCAUUUCUUUUCAAGUGUUCGUACCUCAGAUUUGUUUCACGUCCUCUAUGGGCCCAUUAGUUUGUCUCACGGGGGAGCAAUGGAGAAGACAAUGUUUCCGUACUGGAUUAGGCGAUUUUUUUUCUACGCCUUUGUGCUUCUGCUUCUGCCAAUGAUAUGUGGACUAGUACCUUUUGCCAGCCCUGCUGAGUGGAAAGAUCACUUAUCAUUAAAGGUGAUGGAUUUGUUGCAACCUACAAGCGAAUGGGACUGAAGCUUGGUGGUCUGGCAAAAAGAGCCUAUUCCAUUUUGACUGUCAAGUGAACGGUUACCUUUUGCCAGCCCUGCUGAAUGGAAAGAUUACUCUGCGUCAGGGGCGACAGUUUCUUGCAAACUAUGAGUGAUUGGAACUGAAGCUUCUUGUUGUGAUAAAAAAAAGCCCAAUCAAGUAAAUUAUUUUCUCUUUGUAUUGUUAUUCUGUAUUUUAGACUCAACGCGCAUUAUACUAGGUGAAGACAAGCGUAUUGAUCUGACUCGAAUUAUUGUGCUUGGUUUUUUUCAGAGGUUAUUUAUUGUACUUCCACAUUUGGAGUGUAAAUUGGGUUUUCUCGUUCAGGGGAAAAAAAUGAUGUUAGGGUAAGUUGUACUGGGUUAGUGAUCUAACAUUAAGUUGAGAAUUUGUUUGUAAUAUAUAAGCAGAACUCUUUGCUUGAUUUAUAUAGCUCUCUGAGCACCAGUUAUUGAA